AUCCUGUCUUGUUGGCGAAUUGAGAAUCCCUGCAUUGACUUCUCUUCAUUACAAAAGAAAAUAAAAUAUUAAAAAAAAAAAGUUUAAUUGAUAUACAUGUACAAUGUUAUUUAGUUUUACACGAUCAUCCAAAACAUGAUUGAUAUUGAUUGAAAAUAUAAAAUUAUUUUACGUUAGGUGUCAAACACGUUUAUGUAUCUAACCCUCCGCUGCAAAAUAAUGAACUUGACUCAGAGAAACGGAAAAGGGAGAACCCCGGUUUCUUCAUAACCCACAUUUCUCGGUCCAGCUACACAUGCUAAUACUGAAAGAUCUCUUCCCCUUCACCCCUUGCUUAUUAUUCUCUCUCAUUCGAUUUAGUUACAAAGAGGCGAAGUAGUGGUCUCUUUCUCUCUCAAAAUGCUUGCCGCUGCUUCCAGGCACGCCAGACCUACAGCUGGCAGCGGCAAUCGUAUCGGGUCACUUCUAACUGCUUCCGGCAUCACCACCGGUUACUCAAUUCCCACCACUAACGGUUACCGUUACGGUUACAAUAACGGAAUCAGUUACAGUAACUAUCACCACAAAACAUGCCCAAGCUUACUUUUCUCUAUCAAAGGCUUUCUCUCUGAAUCAUCAUCAUCAUCAUCAUCAUCACCAUCUGGCAGAAAUUUGAAGGUAGAUGGAAAAGCAUUGUUUUCAACUUCAGCUAAAACUGAUGAUGGAAGUCAGAAGAACCAAAAAAGUUCUACUACUGUUGCUAAAUCGCCUCCAGGUGGUGGGCAAAUGGCGGAUAUAAAGAUCCUAAAAUCACUUGCUGGUUACAUUUGGAUGAAAAAUAAUCUCGAAUUUCAGUUUCGGGUUGUUGCUGCAUUGUUUUUACUUGUUGGAGCUAAGGUUGUGAAUGUUCAGGUCCCUUUCUUAUUCAAGCUUGCAGUUGAUUGGUUAAAUACUGCCACGGGCAAUGCUGCUGCUGUUGCUUCAAAUCCUACUGUGAUGGCCCUUUUUGCUACCCCCGUGUCAGUGUUGAUUAUAUAUGGGAUUGCACGUUCUGGAGCUUCUGCUUUCAAUGAACUGCGGACUGCUUUGUUUUCCAAGGUAGCAUUGCGAACAAUUCGUUUAGUUUCAAGGAAGGUCUUUUCACAUUUGCAUGACCUUGACCUUCAAUAUCAUCUAAGUCGAGAAACUGGUGGAUUAAGUCGAAUAAUUGAUCGUGGUAGCCGUGCAAUAAAUUUCAUUCUCUCCGCUAUGGUGUUCAAUGUAGUACCCACUGUAUUAGAGAUAUCUAUGGUAUCAGGUAUACUGGCCUACAAAUUUGGAGCACCUUUUGCAUGGAUUACUUCCCUGUCAGUUGCUGCUUAUGUUGUUUUCACACUUUCUAUCACACAGUGGAGGACUAAAUUCAGGAAAGCCAUGAACAAGGCUGAUAAUGACGCUAGUACUAGGCAAAUUGAUUCACUUAUUAAUUAUGAGACCGUCAAAUAUUUCAAUAAUGAAGGUUAUGAAACCGAUCAUUAUGACAAGUACCUAAAGAGGUAUGAGGAUGCUGCUCUGAAAACCCAACACAGUCUUGCUUUGUUGAACUUUGGUCAAAAUGCUAUAUUUAGUGCUGCUCUUUCUACAGCAAUGGUUCUAUGUUCUCAAGGAAUAAUGGAUGGCACAAUGACCGUUGGUGAUUUGGUGAUGGUAAAUGGGCUCCUCUUCCAAUUGUCUCUUCCACUCAAUUUCCUUGGCAGUGUUUAUCGUGAAACUAUACAAAGUCUAAUUGACAUGAAAUCCAUGUUCCAAUUACUUGAGGAAAAAGCAGACAUUAGGGAUAAAGAAAAUGCAAAGCCUCUAAGAUUUAAUGGUGGGAGGAUCCAAUUUGAGAAUGUACAUUUUAGUUACCUCACAGAGAGAAAGAUACUAGAUGGAAUAUCACUACUUGUGCCAGCUGGUAAAAGUGUUGCAAUUGUUGGGACUAGUGGAAGUGGAAAAUCAACCAUUCUCAGAAUGCUAUUCAGAUUUUUUGAUCCCCAUUCUGGAAGUAUAAAGAUAGAUGAUCAAGAUAUUCGGGACGUAACCCUUGAGAGUUUACGGAAGUCUAUUGGUGUUGUUCCACAAGAUACUGUACUUUUCAAUGAUACGAUAUUUCAUAACAUUCACUAUGGUCGGCUUUCAUCAACAGAAGAGGAGGUCUAUGAAGCUGCCCGGAAAGCAGCAAUCCAUGACACUAUCAUGAGUUUUCCAGAGAAAUACUCCACUGUUGUAGGAGAGCGAGGCCUAAAGUUAAGUGGUGGUGAGAAGCAACGUGUUGCCCUUGCUCGGGCAUUCUUAAAAGCACCUGCAAUACUGUUGUGUGAUGAAGCUACAAGUGCUCUAGACAGUACAACAGAAGCAGAGAUUUUAAGUGCAUUGAAGUCACUAUCAACUAAUCGAACUUCCAUAUUCAUUGCUCACAGGCUCACCACUGCAAUGCAGUGUGAUGAGAUCAUUGUUUUGGAAAAUGGAAAGGUGGUUGAGCAUGGACCACAUGAAGUUCUCAUAGCAAAUGCAGGAAGAUAUGCACAACUUUGGGGACAGCAAAAUAACACUAUUGAUGCAAUUGACACCGCCAUCAAAUUGGGAGCAUAAAGAUUCUAGAAGAAAGCAUAUUUUCUCUUCAAGAGAGGGGAAAAAAUGCAUUGCACAAUGUUAAUAGCGCAUCAUGUAUUUAAGACCAUUUUGAAGUUUAGUGAUACAGUCCGGUUACAAGGUCUCUUCAGCACGAGUAUCACAUUCCUUAUUGUUGGGUAAUGCAGAAGGGCGCGUCAAUUUGCUAUAAUGGUGAAUUCGGAAAAUUCAUGCACAAUUUAUUGGUGUUAGCAAGGCACACAUCAGUGUUAGAUAGAUAAAUGAAGUCUAUCGGCUCUCUGUGGACAGCAAGAUUUUGUAUUAUUAUCAUCUAUGUAGAUUAUAAAGUGUAUUAUUUGCAUAACUUAAAGCACUUUCAAAUAACAAGUACUUGUAUAUGGAGUGCUAGAAUGCUUUAGCUGGAGAGUUAACAUUGUUAUCAGUUGAUCGCCUAACAAAAGAAACUAGAUAAUCAUGCAAUAGAGACAGGUAAUCUGAUAUUCAGUA
Molecule: messenger RNA, 3078 nt
Organism: Trifolium pratense (red clover)
Lineage: Eukaryota; Viridiplantae; Streptophyta; Magnoliopsida; Fabales; Fabaceae
Product: ABC transporter B family member 25, mitochondrial-like
Exons: 20
Coding region: 400-2592 (730 amino acids)
Biological process (GO): intracellular iron ion homeostasis; transmembrane transport
Cellular component (GO): mitochondrial inner membrane
Molecular function (GO): ATP hydrolysis activity; ABC-type transporter activity; ATP binding
Source: RefSeq, a predicted model, not a curated record